AUGCUUUUUGCGCUAAUAAUUUUUUACACAAAUUAUGCCCAAUCGUUCAAAUCACGCAUAAACUAUUAUGAUAUUAAUCGAGAUUCCCGGCCACUAAAUGCAUUGGCACGCAACGGCGUAUGCGUCCCUAAGGAUGUGGGCCUGUAUGGCAAUUUAAAAGCAGUAUACCACUGCGUUUACACCAGAGAUGGUGAAACUAAAACAGGUGAGGAAUGGGAAACUCACUUGCUAAAAACUAAACCCUGCGUUGAUAUCGUAGAUAUCCCAGGGAAACCGUAUAAGAGAAUUGUAUUUGGUCCGCCAAUAGACACUAACGAAAUGAUUCUAAGGGGAGGGACCCCGUAUUUAACCCUAAACUUAUGGGUUCCUGGGAUUAAAGCCGACGAUAUAAAAGUAAUCAUUGAUUAUUCAUUGGACUCGGCUCCUGCCAUAACUAAAUUUAAAUCAUUAACUAAUCCAAUCAGUUGUGAAAUGUUGUGCGACAAGCAAGACCAAGAAUAUUACCAAUGUGCAAGUGAAAUAGAUUUGGACACGCCUGAGACUGAAAACACCAGCAAUUCCAACGAAAGUGUGGAGAUAUUUGACGAAUACGAUGGAUCUUACAACCAGAUAAAUGAAAAAAGUAACAAAUUUAAUUACAAAUGUGGCAACGAAUCAAAGGUGAAACCACCUCUAAUAACGAUUAAUUGCCCCAAAAAUACCAUCGUUUUACAGUGGGAAAGCACAAUUUUUCGUUCCAGGAAGAGUGAUAAAAGCAAAGUCAAAAACACUCGAAUUCAACGGUCUUAUCGCCCUUUUACACACAUAGAUCUCAUGAAUAUCAUGUGCAAUUAUACAAAUUGUACUUUACAAUUUCACGCACCAUUAACUCAUAUCCCUCCGCCGCCAUCUCAUCGCAAAACACAACUUUUAAAAGUCUCCAAGGAUUUGCCGCUACUGCCCAUUAGAGGUCACGCCUUAGAACAAGUCCAUGGCUGGAUAUACAAUUGGAAGAAGUUUGGCAACAAAUAUACCAAAAAAAUAAUGGAUGAGACCUACAAUACAAAUGAACCAAUAACACCAGAUUUUGGAGACGAACUCAGCAAACGCGAAUUAUAUAAGUUUAUCAAGUCUGUGGACGAGGACAAUUAA
This is a messenger RNA of Babesia microti strain RI, 1131 nucleotides long. Its product is annotated as conserved Plasmodium protein, unknown function. The transcript is spliced from 4 exons. Lineage: Eukaryota; Apicomplexa; Aconoidasida; Piroplasmida; Babesiidae. The record is from RefSeq and is a predicted model, not a curated record. Bases 1 to 1131 code for a protein of 376 amino acids.